This is a messenger RNA of Spodoptera litura, 2429 nucleotides long. RefSeq names its product RAS oncogene family member Rab32 (gene Rab32). Gene Ontology annotation, cellular component: lysosome; trans-Golgi network; phagocytic vesicle. NCBI's taxonomy places the organism in Eukaryota, Metazoa, Arthropoda, Insecta, Lepidoptera, Noctuidae. Gene Ontology annotation, biological process: endosome to lysosome transport; phagosome-lysosome fusion. Gene Ontology annotation, molecular function: GTPase activity; GTP binding. The record is from RefSeq and is a predicted model, not a curated record.
GCUCCGUGCACCACCAUGCGGGACGAGGAACCCCCCCUGCCGCCCGCCUCGCCGUCACCCGCACGCCCCGCGCCCUCGCGCCUUCGUCGCACUCUACACACGCUGCGAACGCCGUUCCGGCCUGGUUCGCCCUUCCACAUCGGCUUGAUCAAGCGCACAGGCUCCUCCAAAUCCGUUGCCUCAGACGGUGAGAUCGGCCGCGACGAACGCACGAUGCGUAAGCGAAAUAAGAAAAACCGCGACGCGGCUAGUGACGCGUCACGCAGCACGGAUAGCUCGCCCAGCGUCGACAAGAAGAAAAAGGAGGGAAAUACCUUUAUGCGCAGGAUGGGGAGCUUUGGUAAGAAACGUGCUAGUGAGUCACCACAACCACCUUCGGAAACUCAACCUUCAUCUGCAAAGCCAACUACAGCAGAGCCUAUCGCAACAAAAUCAACCACAACAGACCCAAUAAUAACAGAACCAAUAAUAACAGAACCAAUAAUAACAGAACCAAUAAUAACAGAGCCAAUCAAAGUAGAGCCAUCUACAGUAAACACAACCACAAGUGAUCCAACCACAAGUGAUCCAACCACAACAGAGCAAUCCCAAAUAACAUCCCCAGACUUGGAACUACCAACCCCUGAUCCGGUGAGUCCUAUUGCUGUAGAACACCCUGUUGCAACGAGACCAUUUUCAAAGUCGGCUUGGAAGCGCAACAGCGAGCCGGAAAUGGAAAAGCCUGUGGAGGACCCCAGCCCAGAGAAUGCACUACGCAGACGAAUUGCAUUUGUAGCUCAAGCAUCGGCUUGCCUUUCGGAGGACCACGAUGAUGGAGAGAGGGGAGGCGCCGAGGUGGGGUCACUGGAAGAGGCGGUGGCGUUGGCGCGCGUGCGGCUGUCGGUGCCUGCACCGCCCUCGCCGACACAGUCGCGCGACGACGACACGGAAGAGGAGGGGUACUCGGACGCGAUGCCCGCGUACGGAGACCUCAUCGAGCCCGACGGCAACGCUGGGAGCGACGGCGCACCGUCACACGCGUCACCCAGCGCAGAGCGUAGGGAGCACCUAUACAAGAUCCUGGUGAUCGGAGAGCUGGGUACCGGGAAGACGUCCAUCAUCAAGCGAUAUGUGCACCAGUUCUUUAGCCAACACUACAGAGCCACCAUUGGCGUGGACUUCGCACUAAAAGUUCUCAACUGGGAUGCGAACACUAUCAUCCGUUUGCAAUUAUGGGAUAUUGCAGGUCAAGAGCGUUUUGGCAACAUGACCCGAGUGUACUACAAGGAGGCUGUGGGCGCGUUCAUAGUAUUCGACGUGUCCAGGGUUGCGACCUUCGACGCCGUGGUCAAAUGGAAGAACGACCUGGAUGCCAAAGUUCAACUGCCUGACGGAUCACCCAUACCUUGCAUAUUGUUGGCGAAUAAGUGCGACCAACAAAAGGAAGGUAUAGUAAACUCUCAAGCCAAGAUGGAGGAGUACUGUCGCGAGAAAGGAUUCGCCGGUUGGUUUGAAACGUCGGCCAAAGAAAAUAUCAAUAUUGAAGAGGCAGCCAGGUCAUUAGUAAAUAAGAUUCUAUUAAACGACAAACUACUCCAGAGCAACGACAACAGAGAUGGUGACAAAUUCGCGCUUGACCACAAGAUUGCAAACGGCGAAAACAGUCGGGAUGGAGGCUCCAAAUCCUGCUCGUGCUGACCUAUCACCGACCGCCAUUCGUAAAAUGGCCAAUCACAACGCGUCACACAAACGCUCCCCUACCUGAGGACCAAUCACGUUGCAUUCUAAAUUUUAAACUCUCUAUUUUUAAUAAAAUAUGCACUUUUUGUUUGAUUGAUGUUAUUGAAAAAUAAUUUAGGAAUUAUGAGAAUUCGAUUUUUUAAGUUAUAAUCUCAAAUGCAAUAUAAUCUGUUAUUUGACUCGACUAGACUUUGCCGCCAAUUUCCUUUUAGGUUUUUCUUUUCAUUAAGAACUAAUCUUUAUGUUUCCGUUCAAUCCUAUUAGGAUUUGUCUUCCUUCUAAGCUUUUUUACAACCUGAUUCUGUAUAUUUUAACAUUUAGUUUUUAUUUUUUGGAUAGGCCGCCAUUUCUCGUUUUUACGAGGUUGAUCAAAUGCCUAUGAUCGAAUUUAUUUUAUUAAGUCUGUAUUUUGACUAAGAAAGCUAUAUCUAUAGAGUCACUCGUGCCAUUUGGCUGAAGUCAUAAAUAUUAUGGUUUAUCAAGAAACGUGGAGGUACGACUAAGAAUUGAACAGUUUAAAUAUUAUGAUAUUUAAUAAAAUAUUGACAUUUCGACUAUUGUUUGAGAAGAAUUCUAUUUCUAUGAGAAUAUUUUAAACUGUGGUGUAUUCUUGUUCGUGCCUGCACUAUGGUUAUUGUAAUAAGUAUUAUCUACUUAUUGUAUGAAAGUGUGAGAGUUGUUACUGUAAAAUAAAAUGUUUAGUGAUGGAG